AUGCCUCGCUCGUCUAGCGACAUCCAGACGCCGGUGUCGUCACGACCACCUCCCCUGCGCAUUGACUCUCCCAGCAGUAGCGAGGACAGCUCGCCUGUCAUUACCAUCCCCAAGGCGCGGCAGCAGAGCGGCAACACCCCUUCCACGCCCAUAUUCCAACAGUUUUCCACCAGCCAUGCCAACUCGAGCAACGCCAGCGUCCAGCAGACCUAUCCUCGCCCGGCCGCGCCCCGAUCUGUAACUCAGGGAGCUUCGUCGCCCGUCCUCAAAACGCAUUCGAGGAAACACGCCGCCACGCAAGGCAUGUUUGAGCCAUCCCUGCCAUCCACAAGCACCUCCAACCUCUCCCAAGUCGGCAUGAACCACAACGGCCAGGCCGCGGCCUCUGCGACUGGUGGGCUGUCGGCCAGCCAAAUCGCUGCGCAGGCGGCCGUCAUGUCCCAUCAAAAUAUCCUCCAGUCGCGACAGCGCUCCCAGACAGCCCCAGAGACCGAAGGCGCGAGGAGAGGGAGCGGGAGCAAAGGGCCUAUAAGCCCACCCACUCUGAGCUUCACGGAGGCGAGUGCGCCGCGAGAAUCCGCUUUCAGCGCCCAAGGAGGAGCGCAUCAAGACAGGCUGGGGACCGCAUCGCAGUCUUCGGCUGCUGCUACGGCCGCGGCCAAUGUUGUAUUCCCCCGGUCUAGUAGCAAUUCUCCCAGGGAUCCGUCUGUAUCGCCGCAACCGCAGCCAUUCCCGUCUCUGCCCACCGCGGCCUCCACCUCCACCAUUUCAGAGAAGCCUCUCUCCAAAUCGGAAAAGGCAAAGGCAAAGCUGUUCUCCCGGCCUUCGAAGAUUAGUGCCAAGGACACCAAGGAAAAGGCGUUGCCAAGCCCAGGCAAGAUUGGUUCAGCCUUGUCAGCUCUACAGCGAAGCAACUUUAGCUCGACCAGCCUCGCCGAUCCCAGUGGCCAGUCGUUUUAUGCUCUCAACAACUCGUCGUCGGCAACCAUUCGGCCCAGCGAGACGACUGGAGAGGAAAAAACCAAAGAGAAGGAGAAAAAGCAUCACUUUUUGUCAAGGCAGAAACAGAAGCUCAAAGACGAAUACCACUUGCCCCUCUCAUCGGCUGCUAGUAACUCGAGGCCUACCGAUCCAAAUGCACCAAACAGCCUUUACAACUUCAGCGUUCCCGCCAGUCCAGGCCCUACCACUUCUACUUUUGCAAAGGCCAAGAAGGACAAGAAAAAUGCGGAGAGAUCUGACAGUCGCAUGGACAGCGAAUCGGUCCCUGGGGAUUGGCCGGGAAGCAGCAGCCUGCCAUCCAUGUCACAACAGUCUAGCAGCUUGUUCGACCCGAUUGAUUUUGGGAAAUCGGUGCUGACCAAUUUAUCCAUGGACGAUGCCUGGCAUUACCUAAAGCCAAAGCUUCUCGUCAUUUUCCAAGGCGAGGAUCUUCGUGUCCCUGUUGAAGACAUUAACCGUAUUGUCAACCUACAUAUUCAAUGGUGCAUUCAUAAGAGGUCACCGAAUAAAAUGCUAGAGGACCUGAGGGAGCUUUUAUCCUCGGGCUUCGCCACCAUGGACAAAACCCUACGAAGAACGCCAGACGAUCGCUUUAUGCCGACUCUGGUAGAGCUGUGGCUCUUUACCUUUACUUCAGUCCUGCCGUAUAUGCAGGCUGCCUUACUGCCUCUUGAUCUAGAGGUAUCAGGCUGUGGCACCAUCAUGACAGCUGAACAAUCUCGCGACUUUUGGGGCGGCGUUGUCACUGCUCCCUCUCCCUCGGCCGGACAGGAAGCACGGGUGUUGCCUGCAGCUGCCGCUCUCGAUGUCAGAAGGCUGGUCUUGACGGCCUACCGAGACGCCGUCAUUCUGCCGCGGUACGAUACUCUUAAAACGAUAUUCUCCCGCCUGUCUCUCGAGUUUCUGCCCUCGGCGUUUGCAAACAUGGCACUCGCCUCCCCUCCUCUGGAACCCAGCCUCUCCGCGUCACCCCCCGAAUCCUUCUUUUCCAUGGCCCGUCCAGGCACGGCCAUGUCUCUCGACCCUUCAGUUGGUUCCUACAACUCUACGAGCACCACUCUGCUCGGAGACGGCUCUGCUGGCAGUCGCAGUCGAGCUGUGAGCAAUGUCAGUCUUGGCAGCAGGGGCAGCGAUGGAGUGAUUCGUCCUUUCACCCCGUCAGGCGCCCUCAGCAGCGUCCGUGAGCAGAAUGUCGAGGAUUCGAAGCAGGUGGCUGACAUGGUGGGCCGGAUGCUCCAGUGCAUGAGCGUGCUCUCGAGCAUCGGGGGCGUGGGCGGAGAUGUCGAUGACGAGGGCAACCGGAAGAUGGUUGAGCUAUGCAAGAUGCUCAAGCUCAACUGGUUGGGCAGAGGGCGGACGGGGCGCAACAGGAUGGGAAUUGUCGGAGGCAGAGUUCGGAGAGAUGAAAUUCGUGAAGAAGUGCGAGUUGCAUAG
Messenger RNA from Trichoderma aggressivum f. europaeum, 2436 nucleotides. RefSeq lists its product as uncharacterized. The transcript has a single exon. Lineage: Eukaryota; Fungi; Ascomycota; Sordariomycetes; Hypocreales; Hypocreaceae. Gene Ontology annotation, cellular component: TORC2 complex. The record is from RefSeq and is a predicted model, not a curated record. The coding region runs from base 1 to 2436 and encodes 811 amino acids. Gene Ontology annotation, biological process: TORC2 signaling.